Molecule: messenger RNA, 1503 nt
Organism: Penicillium manginii
Lineage: Eukaryota; Fungi; Ascomycota; Eurotiomycetes; Eurotiales; Aspergillaceae
Product: NTF2 and RRM domain protein
Exons: 4
Coding region: 1-1503 (500 amino acids)
Biological process (GO): ribophagy; protein deubiquitination
Cellular component (GO): ribonucleoprotein complex; Ubp3-Bre5 deubiquitination complex; cytosol
Molecular function (GO): mRNA binding
Source: RefSeq, a predicted model, not a curated record
AUGGCCGAUAUGACCCAGGCUCCUCUCAACGGCAGCUACCCUGCGCAGCACGCCUACCCCGACUCGUUCAACAACACCCACGCUACUAUGAACACUGCGGCCAACUUCCAGCCGGCCCAGUCCUCCACCCCUACCACCAACACCCCAACCGAACACAAGAGCGACAUCCCCAAGGAUGAGGUCGGCUGGUUCUUCGUCGAGCAGUACUACACCACUAUGAGCCGCAACCCGGACAAGCUGCACUUGUUCUACUCUCGCCGAUCCCAGUUGGUCUUCGGUACCGAGGCUGAGUCUGUCCCCGUUGCCAUUGGUACUAAGGCUAUCAACGACAAAAUUAAGCAGCUCGACUUCCAGGAGUGCAAGGUCCGCGUCCUGAACGUUGACUCCCAGGCUUCCUUUGACAACAUCCUGGUCACCGUCAUCGGUGAGAUCUCCAACAAGUCUGAGCCCUCUCGCAAGUUCAUCCAGACUUUCGUCCUGGCUCAGCAGCCCAACGGCUACUACGUUCUUAAUGAUAUCUUCCGCUAUCUCGUCGAGGAGGAAGAUGAGAUUGUGGAGGAUGCCGAGACCACUCCUGUUGCUGAGGCUCCCAAGGUUACUGAGCCCGCCCCUGUCGUUGAGGAGGCUCAGGUGACCGAUGACGCCCUGGCCAACAAGGUUGAUGAGAAGCUUGAGGAGGAGACCAAUGGCGAGGCCGAAAAGCCCGUCGAGGUUGUCCCCGAGACCAACGGUACCGCCCCCGAGGAGGUUUCUGUUCCUGCCGUUGAGGAGGCAGUGGAGGAGGAGCCAUUGACUCCUGAGCCCACUCCCGCUCCUGUGGCUGAGAAGGAGGCUCCUGUCGAGAAGAAGGAGCCCGUUGCUGCCACCCCCGCUGUUCCCAAGUCGUGGGCCUCCAUUGCCUCCAAGGUUAGCGCCGCUGCCGCCGCCGCUGCCGCCGCCGCCCCCACCACUGCUGCUGCUCCGGCUGCUGCUACUCCGGCUGCUGCCGCUCCUAAGGCUGCUACCCCUGCGGAGGCUGCCCCCACUGAUGGCUCUGGCUGGCAAACUGCCGGCUCUGACCACAAGAAGACCCAGUCCCGUGCUGGCGAGCAGCAAACCACUCUUGGUUACAUUAAGAAUGUCACCGAUAAGGUCGACGCCAAUGCUCUUAAGCAGACCCUGUCUCGCUUUGGAAAGCUGAACUACUUCGACGUCAGCCGCCAGAAGAACUGCGCUUUCGUUGAAUUCGCCGAGCCCUCCGGCUACGCCGCUGCCGUUGCCGCAAACCCCCACCAGGUCGGCAGCGAGCAGAUCCUCCUCGAGGAGCGCCGUCCUCGCGGCAAUGCCUAUGGCAGCAACGGUGCCAACCGUGGUUCUGCCGGUCGUGGCCGUGGUGACCGUACCGGCAACCAGGGCCGUGGAGGUUUCCAGCGCGAGGGCCGUGGGGGCUUUGCCCCCCGUGGUCGUGGAGGAGCCAACGGCAAUGUCGCCGCCAAGGGCCGUAGCCAGGCUCAGACUGCUUAA